AUGGCGGGAGGCUACUUUGAACUUUCGGUCUCCCGCCAGUCCAGUGUGUCUGAUACCGCGGCGGGACCAAACAAAGUAUCUCCAGUGUCACGUCAAGCAUCAUUGCCCCUGCUGAAUGAUGAUUUCCAGGGCCAGCAGACGUAUAGGGAUGGGAAACCAAAUGAUGUUGGCGCACAGGGCAAUCAUUGGAAUGCCAGCCUGCCCAAACCCACCAAUCGUGUCAAGUUCACGGAGGAUGAAGCAGAGCUAAGGGAACCCACUGCUGAAGCUAUGGGCAGAUCCCGGGACUGCAGGGGCACUGUGCUCCCACAAAAGCCCUUACCCACUGCCAACAUUCCUUUUAUCCAGGCAACGGGGCUCGUGGACCCUCCUGCCUUGCCCUCACUGGUCGGAGGAAGCCCUAGCGCGCCAGCCGAUGUCACCGACUUGAAGAUCAGCAUCCAGACAAGCUCAUCGGGACCCGGAACGACAGAGGAGCUUGGACUUGGUACAAAUGACAAAGGGCGGGCAAUAUCCCAGGCAAAAGACAAGGCUCAACGGCUGGUAUCUCUUUUAAGUCGCCCCCAAAAAUCUCCGAAGCCAAGCUGUCGCUCUAGUAUAGCGUCUUCAAUAUCAUCUACUCCGACUGAAGCGGCGUUUCAUACUGAAUAUGGGGAUGAGAUUCCUAUGAUCAGCUUUUCUGAAAAACAACAACUAUUCGAAGACUUAACUGACGAGGAUGAAUACACACCGCGCAAAGCUGAAGCUUUUCACCUCGUGCGACAAAUGUCCCGUCGAGAGUAUCCUUUCUUGCCUCGCAUUCACCCACCACCACCUGGCCCUCUCUCUGGCCAGGUUACCCCCAGUGAGGGUAGUAAUUCGGAUACUUAUGUUGAACGGCCGACACAUUACCGUGGAGGCAUUCUAUCCUCCAUCCUGAAGCUGUACGACCAGCAGACUGGCGGACCGCCAGAUUACAACCCAAACCGCAGCCGAUGGGGCCGUUCCAGAAGAGGGAGUUCCGUAGAUUUCAGUGAACGUGGAUUCUCUCCUGAUCCUAUCUGGAGACCUCACCGGCCAAGAAAAUGGUAUGAAAAGUCAUCAACCCGAUCGAGCAGCACUCUAGCCGGAUCGGGAUCAUCACCAAAGAGCACCUCCCCGACUUCCACGCUGAAGCGCUCUCACAGCAGUGGCGCGGCCGUCGGUGGGGGACGACCAUGGGCCCGGUCGAACCAGCUUGCAGAUGAGAUCCGCAUCACGGUGCAUAUUGCGGAGACUCUCUCCCGCCAGCGAUAUCUCAUCCGCCUUUGUCGUUCUCUAAUGAAGUAUGGUGCUCCGACUCACCGUCUUGAGGAGUAUAUGCGGAUGACUUCCCGUGUGCUGGAGAUUGAUGGUCAAUUUUUGUAUUUCCCCGGUUGCAUGAUCAUUUCCUUUGAUGAUGCCACCACGCAUACGACGGAGGUCAAAGUUGUCCGGUCCAGUCAAGGAAUUGAUCUUGGCCGACUGGCCGAUGUACACGAGAUCUACAAAGAAGUGAUUCACGACGUCAUCGGAGUGGAGGAGGCUAUUCAACGUCUGGAUGAUACGACGACAAAACCUAACAAAUACCACCUAUUCCUACAAAUCUUCGCUCAUGGCUGCGCGAGUGCAUGUGUGGGACCUUUUGCCUUUAACGCACGGCCAAUAGAUAUGCCGAUCGCCUUCUUACUAGGCUGUCUUCUCGGUAUCCUGCAGCUGAUUCUCUCGCCUAAAUCAAGCCUCUACUCCAAUGUCUUUGAAAUCUCAGCUGCAGUGCUGACUUCCUUCCUGGCUCGCGCCUUUGGAAGCAUCCGGUACCAAGGUGAUCCCCUUUUCUGUUUCUCUGCACUGGCACAAUCAUCCAUUGCCCUUAUCUUGCCGGGGUAUACGGUCCUUUGCGCCAGUCUGGAGCUCCAAUCAGGCAGCAUCAUCGCCGGUUCCAUCCGCAUGGUGUAUGCCAUCAUCUACUCUCUGUUCCUGGGGUUCGGAAUCACCAUCGGCACAGCGGUAUACGGCCUCCUAGAUGCCCAGGCCUCAACUGAAUAUACAUGCCCGGCCAGCCCUAUCAACAAUGAAUACCUUCAGCGCUUCCCAUUCGUGAUCCUCUUCACCGUCUGUCUGGCCAUAGUGAACCAGUCCAAAUUGAAACAGAUCCCUAUCAUGAUCGUGAUCUCUUUCGCUGGCUACGUGGUCAGCUUUUUCAGCGGAAAGCGCUUCUACUCCAACACCCAGGUCUCCAAUGCCCUUGGCGCCUUUGUCAUCGGACUCUUGGGCAACUUUUACAGCCGGCUCCGCCAUGGCCUCGCUGCUGCUGCAAUGUUGCCUGCUAUCUGGGUCCUCGUGCCCUCUGGUCUGGCAGCUAGCGGAUCGUUGAUUUCGGGAAUCACGUCCGCGGAAGAGAUGACUCGGACCCGAUAUGCUGUCGUGAGUAACGGGACACAGGGCUUUGUCGAUGCCGCGAAGAACAUGUCGGCUUCUGAGGCUCGAGAUCAGAGCUAUGGUGUUGCAUUCGAUAUUGGAUAUGGUAUGGUUCAGGUUGCUAUUGGGACAACCGUGGGCCUUUUCUUGGCUGCUCUUGUGGUGUACCCGCUGGGCAAGAAGCGCAGCGGAUUGUUCAGCUUUUGA
Messenger RNA from Penicillium verhagenii, 2622 nucleotides. RefSeq names its product threonine/serine exporter family protein. Lineage: Eukaryota; Fungi; Ascomycota; Eurotiomycetes; Eurotiales; Aspergillaceae. Gene Ontology annotation, biological process: transmembrane transport. The transcript has a single exon. The coding region runs from base 1 to 2622 and encodes 873 amino acids. Gene Ontology annotation, molecular function: transmembrane transporter activity. The record is from RefSeq and is a predicted model, not a curated record.